Polistes canadensis is the source of this 849-nucleotide messenger RNA. RefSeq lists its product as uncharacterized. The coding region runs from base 111 to 779 and encodes 222 amino acids. The transcript is spliced from 4 exons. Lineage: Eukaryota; Metazoa; Arthropoda; Insecta; Hymenoptera; Vespidae. The record is from RefSeq and is a predicted model, not a curated record.
AAAGAUUUAACAAAUGUUCGGAUCCAAAAUUCUCUGUGUGAAUAUUUCUCUAAUUUUCCCUAAUGAAGAUUAAAUUAAAUUAUUCUCGUGAAAGAUAACGAAUUCUGAUCAUGGAUACUUUUACAACAAUUACUCAGAAAGAUUUUGCAUGGCCUAAUCCUAAACCACUUCUUGCUAAACCAGCACAACCUCCUAUAAAUACUGGUACUCGAUUAUAUCUUCAUAGAUCCAAAGUAGAGGAUUCCAAAUGCGACAUUCAUGGUUUCAAAACUGACAAAAACAGAUACGUUCAAUUGGCCAAUAAAGUACGAAAACUUCAAGAUGAACUGAUUGCUGUUAACCAUGAAAUGGCAAAUCUCACAACGACUUUGUUGGACAGUAGCUGCGAAAGCGAUAAUGAAACAAUGAAAAGUCUUUAUGAAAUUGAUUAUCAGAAACAAGGAUUACCUAUAGCUCAUUACAAAACACUUAUGGCAGCUGUUGAUUCUCCUAUCGGGGCUCCCAUCAAACCAGCAGUAACUGAUCUAAGAAAUGCUUAUAGAGAUCCAACUAGAUUUAGAUAUUCAGCUAUCGAAAGACCAACCAUUGAACCUGCUAAAACUAUCAACCUAUUGGCAGUUCCAGAAAUCUUUACUCUUUGGAACGAACCGUUUACUGGUAAAACGGAAUACGAAGAUAAUAUCAGUAAAAUGGGACUAUGCAAUAUGAGAAAUCUCCAACAAUAUUUAGAUCCAUUACCAUCUUCGAGAAAUAGAUUUGGAGAUUGUAGACUUCAAUAGCAAUCUCUUAUUAAUUAAUUAUAAGAAGGAGCAUAUGUGAAAUUUAUCAAAUUUUAACAUAUAGCAAAUA